AUGCCGUUGGCCACAUUAUAUGAAAUGUUGUCAUGGUGCUUCUAAAAAGGCAGUGUUGUUGGAAAUAGAACAACAUAUUCACAUAACCACAUAAAAGUAUGUCAAAUAUACAUAUUACAAAUCUACUCCCCGCUGCAUAUUCAUCAUUUACACAUCAAAACUGACAGCCUUCCAGGAAAUGGAAAUAAAAAAUACUGAUGACUCAUCCUGCACUACGUAUACCGUUGUCCAAUCAAAUGCUCUUUUGAGAACGUCUCUUCCCCAAAACGAUAGCCCUUUCUCUUUGUGUAACAACAGCUCUCAGCUAUGGGCCGUCGAUGUGUAUUUGGCUGCUCUAAUGCACGCACUUUAUUCUGUUUCCCAACUGUAAACUGGCUGCGAAGGAAGUGGCUGGAGUUCGUUCAUUUCGAAGAGACGGGUGUUCAUGUCAACACGCGCCUCUGUGACAGGCAUUUUUCUGACGACUGCUUCACUAAUUUAGGGAUGUUUGGCGCAGGGAUUGUGAAAUACCUCACACUGUCAGAAACAGCAAUUCCUACUCUGUACACUGUGGGGACUUCCCCUCCAGCACGCGUGAGUAUUCACGUUUUCGGAGCAUUAACCCAAGCACCCUGUUCGCUUCCUCAAUAAACGUCAUUGCUUUUGCUGUGCACGAUUCAACAGUGCAUGCUAUUCUAAAGGGUAAAAUGUAUUUGUUGUAAGGGUGAAUAACCUUUAUUCAAAAUAUAAAGUUCUCCACCUCUGAAACGCCCUUUCUUGUCUGUUUUGACGUAAAUGCGUGGUGACGCAAUGAAUCACUGAAUCGACUUUGAACCGGUUCUUUAGAACAAACAGUUAUUGUUCACUGAAAAAGAGUCGGGCUACUGGAGCAUAGAUAGUGCUACACCUGCCCUAACAAACGAGAAAAAAAUGGUGAAGAGGUGCGUUUUAGGCUGUUAUACGCACAAAACCUUGUUCCCUUUCCCGAAAACACCUUGGCUGCGUGCCCGCUGGCUUGAGUUUUUGCAUUUUGAGGAAGGAGGAACAUCGGAGAGCUCGCGCUUGUGUGCUAGACAUUUUGCACCUGAAUGCUUCACAAAUUUGAAGCAGUACGAAAUGGGAUUUUCAGACUUUCUAUACCUGAUAGAUAUGGCUAUCCCGACUAUAUACACCGUUGGUCCCUCACCAAGUGUAAAGCCAUUGACACGAGAGGUGGGCUGCCAAUGUAAUGUGCCACUUAUGAAGAACGUUUCGGUCCAAGCAGUAGUCACCCAAAAGAAGCCAAAAAUACGAAGUAAAGCGAUUCAAGUGAGACCUCUCGUGAGACGCUGCGCGAGCGUCUCCUGCUCUGAAGAGGAUUUCAGCGCCAGCCCCGAAGCUCCAUCCAAAUUGAUGCCAGUAAAAAGACCACGAAUGCAAGAGAGCACUGUUAAGUCCACCAAAGGGCCAUCACAGUGCAAAGAGGAAACAAUACGUCCUACCGACGUGCCUGAUAUCAUUAAAGAGGAUUACAUAAAACUUGAGCCCUGUGAUUCUUCGUACAUCGUCAUCACCAUCUGAAUCCUCCAUCUCGUCAUCUGCGGAGAACAGGAUCUGAGCAGCAAAGGAGAAAAUGAGAAAAUGACAGCUCAAAUGUGCCGGUGAUGUUGAUUACAUUUCUUACAACAAUUCUCACCGCAAGUGAAAUACUCCCUUCUUUGUCAUUUUACCAGUGCUAUUGCCAUGUAAAAUGGAUAACAUUCUCCAUCAAACCUGACUGAGAUCUGACUCUUGGAAAACAUGCAGAUGUGACAGCGUGAUUCUAGUCGACACCUAGAAGUGGCAUGUGGAUGGAAAUGCUAAACUUGCGAUGAUUGAGGAGUACGCGUCUUGUUGUUGUAACCAUCAAUUUUUCAAAGCUUCCUGCUCACAUGACUUACCUUGUCUAUCACCAGUGACACAGUUGAACAGCGAGCUAGUUUAAUGCUGGGUUCACAUCAAACGCGAAUUAAGCGAUUUGCACGAGUAAAUUACAUACAAAGUAAAUGCAAAGACACGUAUAGACACGAACUCACGGCAGGCGAUGCGAUUGACUCGAAUCAGGCGGCGCGAACACUUGUCAAUCUCGUCUUCCGCGAAGGUUGAAAAUAUUUGUCAGAUCGCGUCACUCACGCGAAAAUAACUAAUUUUCCCACGAGUAAUAAAGAGUGUGGAACGCGAUUGUUCGCGUUUGGUGUGAACCCAGCAUAAAGGAUAUGCAUUUAUUUACCAGACGUUAUUGGUCAAAUAAAAGCCAGUCAAUUAUUGAGAACACCCAAGCACAAAUCCUCUAUUUGUUUAAGUAAUCUGUCUUACUUUGAAAAUCCUGUGUACCCAGAGGUAAUAACCGGAUGUGCUAAUAUUUUGUGUACUGGAACGUACAGUAUAGAACACUGUAAACGGCACGCCUGUUUCAUUCAAUUAUGAACUCACAGGCUUGCCAUAUUUACAGAGACUUCAAAUUUAAAGUGUUGGGAAGGUUUAUAAAAAUGGUGAGGAAACUCCAACAUUAAUCGAGAAAGAGUUUCAACUGAGAGGGAAAAGUGUGUUUACAAAAAGACGUCCAAGUCUGGAUUCAAAUCCAAAUCAAAAGACUUUGUGUUGUAUUAAAAUAGUUUUAUACAUUCCAAAUGUCACAAUUUGUGUUACUUUGAUUUAUUAAAUGUGUUUAUAAAAUGAGUUUUAUUCAACUUCCAAUAUAAAUGUGAAAUUUACAAGUCUCUUUUUUGGCAGCUGCAAUGUGUCAAUCAUAAAUAUGAUUUAGACUUGCGGUGUUACAGAGUAAAAAUCAUCUAAUGGCUGUCACAUGAAAUCAAAUCAAGCG
Messenger RNA from Triplophysa rosa, 2821 nucleotides. RefSeq lists its product as uncharacterized. The transcript is spliced from 4 exons. The record is from RefSeq and is a predicted model, not a curated record. The coding region runs from base 910 to 1539 and encodes 209 amino acids. Lineage: Eukaryota; Metazoa; Chordata; Actinopteri; Cypriniformes; Nemacheilidae. Gene Ontology annotation, molecular function: sequence-specific DNA binding.